CAUGAAGGACAAAAAAUACAGCGUGCAUUUCGCUUAAGAUACACAAUUUCUCUCUCUCUUCUUCUUCCUCAAUAUGCAGAGAAGUUUUGGCUUUGCCUCUUGAACUUCUGCCAUGGAAAAGCAAGUAAACUCUGGAGUUACAUAUGCUCAGAUUGAUGCAUUCACUGAUCGUAUGUUCGGUGGGAACCCAGCUGCCAUAUGCUACCUUCCAGAGGAGAGAACCCACGAAUGGAUGCAGCUUGUUGCCAAGGAUUUCAACCUCUCUGAGACCGCCUUCCUCCUCAAAAUCCCCAACACCCAUUCAAACAAUGAGUUCAGCCUUCGAUGGUUCACCCCAAAAGUCGAGGUUGAUUUAUGUGGACAUGCCACUUUGGCUUCAGCCCACUUCCUCUUCAGCCAGCAUGGGGGACUUCUCGAUACCAAGACAAUUGUAUUCCACACGAGGUCGGGGAUUUUGACGGCCAAGAGGGUUGGAGAUGGUGGUCGUCUCAUAGAGCUUGACUUUCCAUUGAUCCCGAUAUCAGAAUGUGAUGCUGAUGAUUUGGAGCUGGUGAAGAGCGCGCUCGGAAGUGCAGAUAUCGUAUGGGCAGGAAAACCUGGAGGACAUGGUUACCUGGUUGAGGUCUCCAGCACUGAUGAGUUGAAGAGCUUGAAACCCGAUUUUCAGAAGAUGUUAGUGUUUGGUGGUCGUGGUGAUCUGAUCGUGACUGCAGCUGGAGGACAUGAUGCUCAACUGGAUUUCACUUCAAGAUUUUUUUGUCCCAAGGCUGGCAUUUUAGAGGAUCCCGUUACAGGUAGCGCACAUUGUGUAUUGGCACCAUAUUGGGCAUCAAAGCUUCAAAAAGAUACUUUAAAUGCUUAUCAGGCUUCAGAGCGCGGUGGACAUCUCUGUGUUGCAGUAGACAGAUUGGAAAACAGAGUUAGGCUUCAAGGACAUGCAGUGACAGUAAUGAAAGGGGUUCUCUUGGAUAAUGGUUCAUAUUGACAGUUAUUAUUGACAUGGAAUAGUUUGAUUAUAAGUGUACUAUGGUGUUUUAAUCUGAGCCUAUUAGCUCAGAUGGUUAGAGCGUCGUGCUAAUAAAAUGUCGCAUGGCACUACAUUCUCACUGCCGCAUGCACUAUGGCACUACAUUCUCACUGCCUACGAGACAUUCUCACUGCCUAUGAGACAUUCUCACUAGUUGUAAUCUUAAAUUAGAUUUAAAUGAUAAUGACUUUUAAAUGAUAAUGAA
Messenger RNA from Amborella trichopoda, 1232 nucleotides. RefSeq lists its product as uncharacterized. The record is from RefSeq and is a predicted model, not a curated record. NCBI's taxonomy places the organism in Eukaryota, Viridiplantae, Streptophyta, Magnoliopsida, Amborellales, Amborellaceae. Gene Ontology annotation, molecular function: isomerase activity. Gene Ontology annotation, cellular component: cytoplasm. Gene Ontology annotation, biological process: biosynthetic process.